Molecule: messenger RNA, 594 nt
Organism: Saccostrea cuccullata (small rock oyster)
Lineage: Eukaryota; Metazoa; Mollusca; Bivalvia; Ostreida; Ostreidae
Product: cell death abnormality protein 1-like
Exons: 5
Coding region: 115-594 (159 amino acids)
Source: RefSeq, a predicted model, not a curated record
UUAGAUGUAUUGAUUUGUGAAAAUUCAAAAGGAUAUUUCCCUGUAAUAAUUUAAUACAGUUAUGUGUAUUAUGUUUGACUUUCAACUGAAUAUAUUUGCUUUGUUAAAGUUAAAAUGAUGCUGAUCCAUGUGCACCUUUUUGUGCCUUUGAACCUUUUUACUUAUAUACUCGCCUUUAGCAGUGGUUGUCGAAGACCGGAUGGUAUCCCUUGUUGCUAUAAUGAAUAUCUUGACGUUGAGAAUAAAACUUGUAGAGAAUGCAUUCCCGGGAGAAUAGGCUGGGGAUGUAAAGAACCUUGUAAAGAGGGAUAUUAUGGACAUUUGUGUAGAUUGGCCUGCACGUGUAGAUCUCUUUAUUGUGACCCAGUGUUUGGCUGCUUGGCAACAACCUCUAAUGGAGGCAUAACACUCUUAGCCCCCAAUGAGUACAAUUUGGAGAGAAUGAAACACUCUAAUGCACCCCAUUCAACAACAAAGCGUGGAAUGCGUUUGUCUACAAUAGACAAGUCAACCCUAGGAUCUUCGACUACGGAGAUGUCUUUGGAGAAAAGGACAAAAGAUCAUAAACAUGGUAAAUAUAACCCAAAAAUUUAA